UUCCAGAACAACCUAUUUCGCAGCCCUGGUGGCCCUCGAAGGACAAAGGGUAUCGAUGAUCGAGAUCGGCUCCCGCCGUCCCGCUUCUGUGCAAAUAUCUUCUCUUCCUUCGCCAACGUUCUCCCUCUCAUCGACGUUGAAUUUAAUACUUAAUGGACUCGGUCCGCGGAGCUUGCUCUCCAUGUUCUACUCUUCAAUAUCGCGGCGCGACUUCCUUUGGCUUUGGCUUUGGCUUUGAUUUUGAUUUUGACUCCAGCGCAUGAACUCGAGCAACGAUACUUCAUUUCCUCAAAUCUGAAUUUACAGAAUGGCGGAAACCCUGCCGCUACUACGAGAAAAGAUGGAUCACUCCCCAAAAGGACCGCGACCACAGGCUAUCGCACAUAGAGGAUAUAGAGCUGCAUUCCCCGAGAACACCAUGGCGGCGUUCAAGGGCGCUGUCAAGGUUGGAGCUCAUGCCAUAGAAACGGAUAUCCAUCUGACGAAAGAUAGCGUCGUGGUGUUGUCCCAUGACCCUACGCUUGAGCGGUGUUUUGGGAGGAAGGACAAGAUUAUCGAUUUGGAAUGGAGAGAAAUAGAACCACUCAGAACAAUCCAGCAACCUUGUGAACCAAUGCCUCGACUCCGAGAUUUGCUUGAAUACCUCUCCGAACCCGAGCUGGAGGACAUUUGGAUGUUGUUAGAUAUCAAGAUCGACAAUAACGCCGAAGACGUGAUGAGGCUGAUCGCGGCGACACUAGAGGAGGUAAAAUCUUCACGGCCUUGGAGUGAACGAGUUUUGCUUGGUUUCUGGAUGCCCAAUUACCUUCCUCUGCGCGCCAAAUAUCUUCCAGAUCAUCGCGCAGCUCAUAUUGGCUUCAGCAUAACCUAUGCAAGACAAUUCUUAAAAGAGCCUCGAGUAGAUUUCAAUAUGCUUCAAAAAAGCAUGGUUGGACCCUUUGGCAACAAGUUCCUCCGUGACAUCAAAGCAGCCGGACGGUCCGUAUUUAUGUGGACAGUCAACGACGAAGAGAAGAUGAAGUGGUGUAUCAUGAAAGAGGUCGAUGGAGUUAUUACCGAUGAUCCGCUCAAAUUCCUGGAUAUUUCGAAGAAUUAUAACGGAGAACGAUGUCGACUUCCUGUGACUCAGUAUGGAACCGCCAUUUGGAUUAAUAUCAUGUCAACCAUUUUUGGUUUCAUGUACAGGCUCAGGGCCAUGUCCUCAAGAGGUAAAGGAGACCAAAGCAGAUGAGACGCAGUGGAUAGGCUCAGUGGAGACGAAUUUAUGACUUCGAGUGUGUUGAAUAAUGAUAUAGACGGCCAACACAAACAUAAACGACUAAUGAAAGACUCGGGACUCGAAUUUCUAGCAAUCUCAUCCCGUGUGUUCGAAGUCCAAUAGCUCCUAUUCUUGUA
Hyaloscypha bicolor E is the source of this 1395-nucleotide messenger RNA. Its product is annotated as PLC-like phosphodiesterase. Gene Ontology annotation, molecular function: phosphoric diester hydrolase activity. The record is from RefSeq and is a predicted model, not a curated record. Gene Ontology annotation, biological process: lipid metabolic process. The transcript is spliced from 5 exons. Bases 308 to 1231 code for a protein of 307 amino acids. NCBI's taxonomy places the organism in Eukaryota, Fungi, Ascomycota, Leotiomycetes, Helotiales, Hyaloscyphaceae.